AUGGCGACAGCUUCACCAACCCCCACAAGCUCGAGUCAAUUCGCAGCCAUUCGAAGACCUGCCUCACGAAAUGCAUAUAAACAACCUCUCAGUCGACCAUCUUCUACAAGACCUGAUGUAGAAACAGCUCGACAUUAUUCACUCAACGACAGCUCCGAUGACGAAAUCCCCAUGCCAAUGAAGUUGAGUGCCUUAACGAAAGCUUUACUUAACGAUGAGGCUUCAAUUAUGGAACCUUCUACUCGUACGACACCCGAGCCGUCUCAUACAUCACACACAAGAGCGGAAAGUGCGGGUAUAUUAGGAACAUCUACUAGACAGAACCAAUCGCCGAUAGGAAGCAAUGAACAUAGUCCCACCUAUCCGCGACGAGUUGUGCGAUUGAGUGGUACGCCUGGCUCCUCAACUUUACGAAGAGGGGCUUCAUUGUCCAGUGCGGUCCAAAAACACAAUGAACAGCAAGCGGCACCAAAAGCGGGGGAGGGCGCAUUAGAUCUUAGCACACCGGCACCAGUACCAAGGACCGUACGGGUAUCUAUCGGGAGAUCUUCAAUUGGAUCUUCUGGGAGAAGGUCUGGCAGACCAGAGUCGCCACAGCAGGAGGAUGUGUAUGAGAAUGAUGGACCACAAGAAUAUCCUUCGACGGUUACAAGAUCACAUUUAGCUGCGAACCAGGGAAGUGUAUCGAGGUAUAACCCCUCUACUGUUAGUCGUUCGAGGUAUGGUGAAGAGAUAGGAUUGCAGAGUUCAAUGAGAGUCAAAAGAAGUGCAGUCCCUAAAGUAUUUGGUACAUUUAUGAGAGGCCCAGCUCGGAGAGGACGACCGCGGAUAUCUCAGUCAGAUGAAGAACACAGCCCAAUGGAGGAAAACGCAAACAGCAACGAUAUUGGAUCUAAUCAGGAGCCUCAAAGCCAGGAAUCGCAAUACGAGCAGCGGGAAAGCCAGAAUAAAAGCCCCACUCCGGAAAUAGAAGUAGCUAGAAGAGCUCCAGUCUCGUCGUUUAGAGAUUUUGCUGCUUCAGGAAGUCCUCCUAGCUCGAAUGGCUUUCUGAAUUCCGUCUUGCGUUCUACGUCUCCACCACCAACUUUAUCAAGCUCUCGGACAUCUGACCCUCGCUCAAUUCCCUCCGCGUCGCAACAACAACAUCCUGUAUUCAAGAUACCAGCUCCACGUUCAGGUCUUCCUGUGACUCACGAUCAAGAGAAUGAAGCGCCACCAACUUUCAAGCGAAGCAAGCAACCUUUGAUACAGACGAAUAGCGCAGAUAAAUAUCGCCGACCAGAAAGCUUCGACAAGAACUCUGUACGUGCUAGUGGGUCUCCUGAAAGACGACCUCUGGCUGUCCGGAGUCAGAAUACUCCUCAAAGACCUGCUCCACCACCACCUAAGAUGUCCGUAUUAGAAGCAGCUACUAGUACUGCUGGCGCUGCCACUACAUCGCACGCCAAUAACCGGAGAAACAGGCUGAAGGUCAAUGGCAAAAUAUUCACACGCCUCGAUGUUAUUGGACGUGGAGGUAGCUCAAAAGUUUACCGAGUUAUGGCAGAGAACUCGAAGAUAUUUGCAUUGAAGCGCGUCUCCUUGGAAGAUGCUGAUGAAUCGGCUAUACGUGGUUUCAAGGGUGAAAUUGAUUUAUUGAAGAAAUUGGGCUCGGUUGAAAGAGUGAUUCAUUUAUAUGACUACGAGCUAAAUGACGAGAGAGGGACACUUAGUGUGCUUAUGGAGAUGGGUGAAUUGGAUAUGAACACUAUCCUUAACCUACGCAUGAAAUCUGAACAAGCCAAGCUGGAUAUCAAUUUCGUGCGCUAUUACUGGAAAGAAAUGCUCGAGUGUCUUCAAGCCGUUCACGCUUAUGACAUAGUCCACUCUGAUCUCAAACCUCACAAUUUUGUUCUUGUUCAAGGUCGUCUGAAGCUCAUAGAUUUUGGUAUCGCCAACGCAAUCCAAACUGAAGAAACUGUGAACGUUCACCGUGAAACACAAAUCGGCACUCCAAACUACAUGUCUCCCGAAUCACUCAUGGACUCCAAUGCUUCUGAUGGGAAAAAUCGCAAUGAACCAAAACUCAUGAAACUGGGAAAACCAUCCGAUAUUUGGAGUUUGGGUUGUAUACUGUAUCAAAUGACCUACGGUCGUGCCCCAUUUGGUCAUAUCCAAAACCAGCUACAGCGCUGCCAAGCAAUCAUAAACUUCAGCUAUGAAAUCGAAUAUCCAACAUAUGGGGUAGGCGGUGUUCUGGUCCCCAGCUCUCUUAUCCGAACACUUAAGAACUGCUUGAACAGAGAUCAGCAUAAGAGACCAUCUGUGGAAGAAUUACUAGGGGAUGAUGAUACAUUUCUGUAUCCGUUGGAGAUUGAUAUGGACAAGCACUUUCCCAUGACUGAAGAGUUGCUAGGCAGAAUUUUGCAAAAUGUGAUACAAAAAUGCGAGACUCUUGGGAGGGUACCUAGUGAGGGAGAACUUUUGACUUCGUGGCCCAAGGGCUAUUUUGCAAGUUUGCGAAAGGCGGAGCAAAGGGGUGGAGCAUAA
Sclerotinia sclerotiorum 1980 UF-70 is the source of this 2529-nucleotide messenger RNA. RefSeq lists its product as hypothetical. The record is from RefSeq and is a predicted model, not a curated record. Gene Ontology annotation, biological process: mitotic spindle assembly checkpoint signaling; chromosome segregation; meiotic spindle assembly checkpoint signaling. NCBI's taxonomy places the organism in Eukaryota, Fungi, Ascomycota, Leotiomycetes, Helotiales, Sclerotiniaceae. Gene Ontology annotation, cellular component: kinetochore; spindle; nucleus. The transcript is spliced from 2 exons. Bases 1 to 2529 code for a protein of 842 amino acids. Gene Ontology annotation, molecular function: protein serine/threonine kinase activity; protein serine/threonine/tyrosine kinase activity; ATP binding.